Schistocerca cancellata (South American locust) is the source of this 885-nucleotide messenger RNA. It is a transcript of the gene lms, whose product is annotated as homeobox protein engrailed-like ceh-16. The transcript has 5 exons. Lineage: Eukaryota; Metazoa; Arthropoda; Insecta; Orthoptera; Acrididae. The record is from RefSeq and is a predicted model, not a curated record. Gene Ontology annotation, biological process: regulation of DNA-templated transcription. Gene Ontology annotation, molecular function: DNA-binding transcription factor activity, RNA polymerase II-specific; DNA binding. The coding region runs from base 94 to 756 and encodes 220 amino acids.
CUAGGUGCGAAGCGCCACGCCGUGCGGUUUCACGCGCCAGUUCGCUGCUGUUCGUCGCCACUACAUGCGCUCAGUACCACAUGGUGCAGAGGGAUGGCGGUGCAGGACGAGAAGCUGGUGGCGGCGCCGGCCUUCUCCAUUGAGCGGCUGCUGUCUGCGCCCCCGCCCGCCCCCGCACAAACCCGCCACGCCAACACGCCGUCGCCUCACGCCCACGCCGCCACAGCAGUGGGCGGCAGUGGCGAUGGUGGAGGAACUGGCAACAACAGCAGCGGCAGCGGCAGCAGCAGCAGCAGUCGCGAGCGGAAGAAGCGGCCCCGCACGGCGUUCUCGGCGCAGCAGAUCAAGGCGCUGGAGGCGGAGUUCGAGGCGAACAAGUACCUCUCCACCGCCAAGAGGCAGGCGCUCAGCAGGGACCUCGGCCUCACCGAGACGCAAAUAAAAAUCUGGUUCCAGAACCGGAGGACCAAGUGGAAGAGGAAAUACACAAACGAGCUGGAGCUGGUGGCUCAACAGUAUUACAGCUCGCUUGGCAUCAUGGCGCCCAGGCCCAUCUUCGUGGGAGAUCGUCUCUGGCUUUUCAACUGGUGUGGGGGUGCGCCAGUGCCCACGCCUGCGACGCUACCACCACCACCGCCGCCGCCGCCACCGCCGCCGCCUCCGCCACCCCCGCCGCCCACACAUGGCUUUCCGCCGCUGCUGCACCCGGCACACUUCGGCGCCGCGCAACACGGCUCAGCGCAGAUCACCUUCUAGCAGCCUCUUCACACUCUUUUUUACGUAUCACUGUAGAAUUAGAAAUAAAUUCGUGUACCAGCGAGAGACAGAUUUUGUAAAUAGUUACCCACUCCUUGUCUGUGGCAGAUGAUUCAUCUUCAGUAGUAG